This is a messenger RNA of Halichondria panicea, 722 nucleotides long. RefSeq lists its product as uncharacterized. The record is from RefSeq and is a predicted model, not a curated record. The transcript has 3 exons. Lineage: Eukaryota; Metazoa; Porifera; Demospongiae; Suberitida; Halichondriidae. The coding region runs from base 3 to 698 and encodes 231 amino acids.
UAAUGGCGUGUGUAACUCUAAAUAGCACUGCAACUGAGGAAGGUACUGACAAAACUAGUUCUCUUGAAAGUGUUGUGACUGACACAGUCAGGGAAGUGCUUGAGUACUGCAAUGGAAAAGUCAUAAGACAGGUACUCACCUUUGUCAGAACAAGGUUGAUGGUAAGCAACCAAGAAGUUGUGGCAAUCCAUCUUUCUCACAACGGGCUGAAAUUUACUCAUUCCCUUGAUGAAAUUAGAAAUGCUGUCGACCAACUGGAGUGGGGGAAAGGCACGGACAGCAAAGAUUUCCUGAAUCCUACCAAACAUAGUGGGACGUUAAUAAAUAGGAAAACAAGUGAUCGCGUAAGAGCUGCCAACAUCUUUCUUAACAAACUUCCUAAAAAUCUUCACGAUGUACUUAGAAGGGUGACCGACCCUGAGACUCCAUUGGCUGAAGUAAUUAAGUGUGGGCUGGAAGUGGCUGAAAAAACUCCAUGCAGUGAGGAAGAGGAAAACAGUGGGUCAGGCUUAACUACUGAAACAGAAGCUGUCGAUGGGGACAAGAAACAUGCUACUGUAACAACAUCACUGACUGAAACAGACGGUACAUCUACUGAUGGAUCUGUCGAUGAUGGGGACAAGAAACGUGCUACAAGAUCCUCGACUAUUGUGCCUCCUUUUUCCAAAAGACUUUGCAAGGGGAACAAUAUUUACUAACAAUACUGGUUGAAUAUUAUUCAG